Messenger RNA from Aspergillus niger, 1770 nucleotides. RefSeq lists its product as uncharacterized. Gene Ontology annotation, biological process: glycerol catabolic process. The transcript has 4 exons. NCBI's taxonomy places the organism in Eukaryota, Fungi, Ascomycota, Eurotiomycetes, Eurotiales, Aspergillaceae. Gene Ontology annotation, molecular function: glycerone kinase activity; ATP binding. Gene Ontology annotation, cellular component: cytosol. Bases 1 to 1770 code for a protein of 589 amino acids. The record is from RefSeq and is a predicted model, not a curated record.
AUGCAGACCAAACACUUCUUCUCGGACCCUACCCAUCUGGUCCAGACCGCCCUGAACUCCCUGACUCUCACAAACCCUUCUCUUGCCUAUGACCCCGAAAACAAAAUUAUUUUCCGUCGUCCGGAUACGACUUCAAAGUCCAAGGUCGCGAUUGUGUCUGGAGGAGGAUCCGGCCAUGAGCCUGCCUUUGCCGGCUAUGUUGGCAAGGGUUUCCUAGAUGCCUCGGCCGCCGGGACCAUUUUCGCCUCUCCUUCCGCAGAGCAGAUCCGUAAGGCUGUCAUGGACUGCGUCGACAACGAGAAGGGUGUCCUCAUCAUCCCCAUGAACUACACUGGUGAUGUCCUCAACUUCGGUAUGGCUACGGAGAAGGCCCGCGCCGCCGGUAUCAAGACUGAGUUCUUCGCCAUCAACGACGACGUUGGUGUCGGCAAGAAGAAGGGCGGCAAGGUCGGCCGUCGCGGUAUUAGUGGUGGUAUCCUAAUCUUGAAGAUCGUCAGCGCGCUGGCCGAAGCUGGUGGAUCUCUCGAGGAUGUUUACCGCACCGCUCAGUUGGCAAACAAGAACCUCGUCUCAGUUGGCUCUUCUCUGGAGCACGUCCACGUCCCUGGCAGAGCUCCGCCAACGGACACCAUCCCCGAUGGUGAGGUCGAGGUCGGCAUGGGCAUCCACAAUGAACCGGGAUCUCACCGGGAAAAGUUCGAGCUGACCGAACUGGUCGCUACCAUGCUCCUUCAGCUCUUGGACCACAACGAUCCCGACCGCGCCUGGAUCACUCGCAAGCCCGAUGAUGACUUUGUGCUGCUGAUCAACAACUUGGGUGGUGUGAGCGCUCUGGAACUUUCGGGCAUCACCGAUGAGGUCUACCGCCAGCUGAACAGAGACUACAACGUUCGGCCCAUCCGGGUGAUCCAGGGAACCUUCCUCACCAGUCUGAACGGCCUAGGCUUCAGCAUUUCCUUGAUGAAGCUCGUGGACUCUGGAUUGGGCGAGGGCAAGUCCUUCCUUGAACUCCUUGAUGCCCCCGCUGAGGCGGUUGGCUGGUCUGCUCCCAUCCGUCCUGAGACCUGGGAGCACCGCUCUGAUGCUCCUGUUGAGCUGAAGAGGACCAAGAUGCCCGAGGAUCAGCCCAGCAACGUCAAGUUGGAUGUUGAUUCCCUCAAGAAGGUCCUGGGCAGUGCACUCAAGCGUGUCAUUGCCGCCGAGCCCGAAGUCACCCGCUUCGACACCAUCGUCGGAGACGGAGACUGCGGCGUAGGCUUGAAGCGUGGCGCCGAGGCCGUCCUUAAGCUCGUCGAAGACCCCUCGUCUCCGCUCACCGACGAUGUCGUGAACGCAGUGAACCGCAUCGUCAGCAUUGUCGAGAACGUCAUGGAUGGAACCUCCGGAGCCAUCUACGCUAUCUUCCUGAACGCCCUGGCCCACGGUCUUCGCGAGCAAGACCGAGGCACCACCACCCCCGCCACGGUGGAUGUCUGGGCUGCUGCACUGUCCUACUCCCUCACCGCGCUGUCCCGCUAUACCCCUGCCCAACCCGGUGACCGUACCCUCCUGGACGCCCUUGUACCCUUCUGCACGCAGCUCCAAAAGGCCAAGGACGUGCACAUCGCCGCCAAAGCAGCACAGGAAGGCACCGACUCCACCAAGAACAUGAAGGCCAGCCUAGGACGGUCCGUCUACGUCGGCGGCGAAGAAGAAUGGGUGGGCAAGAUCCCCGACCCCGGCGCUUACGGACUCAGCGUGUUCCUUAAUGGUCUGUCUGAGGCGUUGUAA